This is a messenger RNA of Anoplopoma fimbria (sablefish), 3882 nucleotides long. RefSeq names its product kelch-like family member 22 (gene klhl22). Lineage: Eukaryota; Metazoa; Chordata; Actinopteri; Perciformes; Anoplopomatidae. Gene Ontology annotation, cellular component: nucleus; Cul3-RING ubiquitin ligase complex; mitotic spindle. The record is from RefSeq and is a predicted model, not a curated record. Gene Ontology annotation, biological process: positive regulation of TORC1 signaling; proteasome-mediated ubiquitin-dependent protein catabolic process; protein monoubiquitination. Gene Ontology annotation, molecular function: protein binding.
AGCGUGCGAGCUCACAGUCCGAGACCAAAAAGUAAACAGACUUGUUUUGAUCUGUCAAAAAAUCAGACGACAGUGCCAGUCCUUCUACAGGAGUAUUUAUACAUGUCAUUGUGACCAAUCUGUCCUUUUAAAUCUGUUUGUUUUUGACGAACACGAAGGUCUCUUCUUCCCUCAGGUUUGAUACCGUUACGAGUAUUUAUCUUAAUGAUUUAUAGCGUGUUGCAUUAGCUAGCAGGCUAACCAGCUGGCAGCUUACCAACAUGUCGUUCGCAGUGUAAACCAACUUACCAUUAGCUGUGGCAGCUAGCAGUAGGUCAACGGAAGGGCGUUCGCAUGUAACUAUAUGUGUGCACUGGACAGACAAUGAAGCCUGAACAUCAGUACUCCUGCAUGGCUGAGGAGGGGAAGCUGAGUCGGAGGGGAGGACGCGCUGGCUCGUCGGGCCGCCCGAGCCGACAGACCUACAAGAGUCCAGCCCAUCUCCAGAGCCUGCUGGACGGCCUGCUGGCGCUCAGAGAGAGUGGCAUCCUGUUUGAUGUGGUGCUGCUGGUGGAGGGUCGACCCAUCCAAGCCCACCGUAUACUUCUGGCAGCCUCUUGUGAUUAUUUUAGGGGAAUGUUUGCCGGAGGCCUUCGCGAGUCACAGCAAAAGGAGAUCCCGAUUCAUGGAGUGACUUACAUGGCCAUGAAAAAAAUACUUGACUACAUUUACACGUCAGAGAUUGAGUUAGACCUGGAUUGUGUGCAGGAGGUCCUGAUAGCUGCCACACUAGUACAGCUUGAGCUCGUCAUCAGCUUUUGCUGUGACUUCCUUUUCUCCUGGCUGGACGAGAGCAACAUUUUAGAGGUCCAUAAUCUAGCUGAUCUCUACGGACUGCCACAACUCAAUGCCAGGGUCCACUCCUACAUCCUCAGUAACAUCCAAACUUUGUCUCGCACCGAUGUGUACCGACAACUCCCCCACGAAGUCUUCAGCGCGCUGAGCAGUGAAGAGCUUCAAGUGAACAGUGAGAACGAGGUGUACGAGGCAGCUCUCCACUACCACUUCAGUCCUGUGCAGGUGGAAACUGACCAGGUGUACUUGCAGGACAAUCUCAAGAUGCUUGACGCUGUGCGUUUCUGCCUGAUUGAGAAACAAGUGUUGCAGAGGCUGUAUGGCAGACUGAGCGAGUGUCCACUGAAGGACUCUGUGUCAGCUGCCAUGCGGUACCAUGAGCAGGAGAUCUGGCAGCCCGUCAUGCAAAGUCCUCUCACCCAGCCACGGUCCACCUUCCGAUGCAUAUUGGGCUUUGGGGGGAUGUUUACCUCCAGCUCCCUAACAGACAACGAGCAUUUGUUUCAGGUGUUCCACCCGAGCUGGGGGGAGUGGAGGACUCUCACUGCAGCUAACACCCCCCGAAUGUCCAACCAGGGCAUCGCUGUGCUCAACAACUUUGUUUAUCUAAUUGGAGGAGACAAGAACACCAGUGGGUUUCGUGCAGAGACGCGCUGCUGGAGAUACGACCCUCGUCACAACAGCUGGUGCUCCAUCCAGCCCCUGCAGCAGCAGCAUGCUGACCACAGUGUUUGUGUGAUGGGCGGCUUUAUUUAUGCCACUGGAGGACGGGACUACAGCAAUGAACUUGAGACGGUGGAGCGCUAUGACCCACACACCAACAUGUGGGAAUUUGCAUCACCCCUGAAGAGAGAGGUUUACGCACACGCUGGAGCCGUGUUGGAUGGGAAAAUGUAUAUAACAUGCGGGCGCAGAGGACUGGCGUACCUCAGAGAGACCUACUGUUUUGACCCUGUGGCCAAUAAUUGGACAGCUUGUGCUGAGGGGCCGGUGGAGCGAGCGUGGCAUGGCAUGACUGCUGUUAACGGACGCAUUUAUGUUAUUGGUGGAAGCAAUGAUGAGCGUGGAUAUCGGCGUGACGUCCUGAAGGUUGCAUGCUUUGAACCUGAAGCCAACUCUUGGUCUUUACUGACCCCCCUCCGUGCGGGACAUGGAGAACCCGGCAUAGCUGUGCUGGACAGUCGCAUCUACGUCCUGGGAGGACGCUCUCAUGACAAAGGCAACAGGAUGAAAUACGUUCACGUGUACAACACUGACGCAGACGAGUGGGAGAACGAGACGGAGUUUAAGGAGCGCGUCUCUGGACUGGCGGCCUGCGUGGUGCUCAUGUCCUCCACUGUGAUCGCCCAGGCCAGGAGCUGGGAGCAGCGCACAAGGGCUUCAUGGGAAGAUGUGAACAUGGACAACUCGGAUGACUCAAGUGAGGAUUGAAGCAGCUGCGUUGAACUGAAUGUCUGUCUGAUCACUGGAGACUGUCACGCACUUUUCUUACACCGCAUGUUGAAGUACCUGGAGGAUAUUUUUUGGGCAGCAUCGUGUCCUCCUUGCACGUCGAUCACUUUGAGUGCCUCUGAGCCAAAGUGUCGUUCAGGACCUUUGCAUACUUUUUCUUACUUUUUAAACAUCUUAGAUAAUCAGAACCGUGCAUAUGGAUCCCAGCUGAAAUGCUUCUGUUUGUUUCUGACCCCUCAUAAUAACCACUAAAUAAACACUGUAGCUGCGUCUGCAUUGUUUAUCAUAGAGAGAAGCUCUAUAGCUUUAAUGACAUUAAGCAGUGAAAACCACUGGCUAUGCAAUAGCACUUUCAGUGACUUAAGUUUGACAGAGGUUCAUUUAAAAUUGGAUUAAGACUUUAGAGAUAUACAGGCAUUGAUUACCUUAAGCUUAAUUGUUCAUUUAUGGGAAUUUAAUAUCAUUGUGGGUUUUUAAAUAUAAUUUAGUGAUUGUCUUCACCCUAGCAGUUACUGGUUAUUUACAGGAACUGCAAUAAGAGAUAUUUCCCCCUCCCAACGAGUAACCAUUAAAGAGGUACUGCACAAAAAACAUGUUUUUGAGCAGUAAACUAAAUUAAGUGACUGUAAUGUGAUGAAACACAUUAAUGCUGAAAAUCAGCGUUUCAUGGGUUGAACAUGACCCAACACGCCGUCUACUGUUUAAGCUGUGAACCCUGCAAGGCCAGUGCUGACAUGACGCUUUGGAUUAUGUCCUGAAAUGUAUAUAUAAAGAAGAAAGUUAACGUGCUCUAAUCACUCACUGAGCAACUCCUUCCUCACACAACCACAACCCCCUCCUCAGCCCCUCAUUGCCUCUUGCCCACUUUUUGCAUUUUUUCAAAACUAUGGAGUGGGUGGAGUUAGGGCCAGACCCACAGUUACACUUUUAAUUAUAUUUUAACAUAGUGCCUUGUAUUUAUGGUUAGGUACUUAACUUGUGCUCUGAAGUGUAUAUUUUAUGUUUCAGUUUAUUCUGGGUAUGGAUAUGAGCCCUUAAUAUUAUGCCUCUGACAUCACAAUUUGUUUUUAAAAAAAACGAUGAAAUAAUUUGUGUUUGUACCUGAAUGACGAGGCGUUGGUGCUGCAGGUUGUAGACCCCACCAGCUCACAAUAAGUUGCCAUGUCUGUAUAUGAUUUAUGAAUGUCAAUUCACCAUUAUUGUUAAAUUUGUUAUGUCCUUUCAUUAAUCUUCCAUACUGAAUAACUUAUUUCCUUACCGAAUACAUACAUCACAAUGAGGAGCGGAUUUUAAAUAUUUCCAGCCUGCUUAGUCAAGCUUUUUUCCAUGCUUCUGCUUGAUACCACCCCUCAUUGUUAUGCUGCUUGUUAUAAACAUUUAAGAAGCUUAAUGACAAAAUCCACUGUGAAUCCUUUACAACUCUGUUAUUGAAAAACUCCAGGAAAUCUGUUUUUAUUUAUUUUUAUUUUCCCUGUAAUGAGAAUUUCGGCUUAAGAAAAUAAUGCAGUAUAUUAGAACACACUGUCACACAAGACAUGCAAACAUAUUAUCCUAUUCAUGACUUACAUUUUGCGAUCUAAUAAAGAUAGAGAUACA